AGCCUCGCUGAGCCCCACAGAUCCGUGCUGGAGGGUCCCACCGUAUUCCAGGCGGUGGCAGCGGAUGGCUGUGGUCGACUCUGCCUAUUCCUGAUUGGUCAGGUGUGGGGUCUUUUCUCUGGGAGCCGGUGGGGAGGGGAGAAGCUCGGACACCUGCAGGCUGGGCUAGAAGCUGUUUACCAUUCCCUGGACUGGUUGGCGUGGACAUGAGGAUGACGGAGCGGCCGCCGAGCGAGGCGGCCCGCAGUGACCCCCCGCUCGAGGCUCGGGACGCGGCCGAAGCCCGCAUGGCUCCCCCGCACCUGGUCCUGCUCAACGGAGUCGCCAAGGAGACGAACCGCACGGCUCCCGCGGACCCCCCGGUCAUCGAGCUGGGCGCGCGCAGCGUGGGGGGCGGCCCGGUCGGCGGGGGCGGCGCAGCGCGGGACGCCAAGACCCGUGAGGCCGCAGCGGCCGAAGCGCGCCUUCGGGUGCCGGUGCCCACCACCGAGCUGUGCCGCCCACCCGCGCCCGCGCCCGUGCCCGCCGAGCUGCCUCCGGACGGCCGCAUGGUGCAGCUGAGCCCGCCCGCGCUUGCCGCGUCCGCCGGGCCCGGCCGGGCGCUCCUCUACAGCCUGGGCCAGCCGUUGGCGUCGCUCGGCAGUGGUUUUUUUGGGGAGCCUGAUGCCUUCCCUAUGUUUGCCGCCAACAACCGAGUGAAGAGGAGGCCCUCCCCUUAUGAGAUGGAGAUCUCCGACGGUCCCCAUACGAAAGUGGUGCGGCGCAUCUUCACCAACAGCCGGGAGCGUUGGCGGCAGCAGAAUGUAAAUGGGGCCUUCGCAGAGCUGCGAAAGCUCAUCCCCACUCAUCCACCAGACAAGAAGCUCAGCAAGAAUGAGAUCCUCCGCCUGGCAAUGAAGUACAUCAACUUCCUAGCCAAGCUGCUCAACGACCAGGAAGAGGAGGGCAGCCAGCGGGCCAAACCUGGCAAGGACUCCGUAGUGGGGGCAGGUGGCGGUGGCGGGGGCGGUGCACCCCCCGAGGACCUCCUGCAGGACGUACUUUCCCCCAACUCCAGCUGUGGCAGCUCCCUGGAUGGGGCAGCCAGCCCGGACAGCUACACAGAGGAGCCGGCGCCCAAGCACACGGCCCGAGGCCUCCAUCCUGCCUUGCUGCCUGCCACGGACGGAGCUGGCCCCCGGUGAUGGGCUGGGGCCCGGGACUGGCCAGACUGGUGUCCUCAGGCCUGUGGGACUGGGGUCUUCAGGGCAGGUGGGGUGAGGAUUGGACAGCUCUGAAGCAGGGCAGUGAACUUGACCUUUCUUUG
Molecule: messenger RNA, 1306 nt
Organism: Suncus etruscus (white-toothed pygmy shrew)
Lineage: Eukaryota; Metazoa; Chordata; Mammalia; Eulipotyphla; Soricidae
Gene: TAL1
Product: TAL bHLH transcription factor 1, erythroid differentiation factor
Exons: 4
Coding region: 207-1184 (325 amino acids)
Biological process (GO): regulation of transcription by RNA polymerase II
Molecular function (GO): DNA-binding transcription factor activity, RNA polymerase II-specific; protein dimerization activity; RNA polymerase II cis-regulatory region sequence-specific DNA binding
Source: RefSeq, a predicted model, not a curated record